AUGACCAGCGGCUCUUCGGUCAUUCGACGCCCUACCGUCACCAAGUCGAACGUCGAACUCAUAAAUUCCUUGCGUGCCAACAUCGUCGAAGCUCAGGCUGCUGCGUCUAUCACUGGUGCCGACUCCUCUACAUCCUCCCUCUCUGAAACCUCCGAUGGCACCCCACCGCAAAAGAGCGGAUAUCCAUCUUGGACACGCAAAGAAGGUGACACUCUCUACAUACCUGCGCAUGAGCCCACGCCUCUUGCGGAGCCGAGAUCUUCUUACAAGAUAACUGUCAAGCUCUUCUAUCUCCCGGGGAUACCGCCAUCUAGAAGAUGUGAGCACACUAAGCAAGCAAUUUCCCUUGUUCUAAAGGAGCUCGGAGCGGAGUCCAUAGAUCUGCUUAUCGUUUCUUAUCCUGGCGUAUCCUUUGACGCUGAUGACGACGGUGACUCUGAAACCUCAUCCGCGGAGGACGACAGCGCGGUCAGCGAUGACAGCGCUCAUGGGAUGGAAACAAUGGUUAGAACGUGGAGAGUGCUGGAGGCGUUCCAUGACAAUGGCAUUAUUGAUAAACUUGGGGUUUCGGAAUUCAGUUCAGAUCGACUAGCGAAGUUCCUCCCCCAGACGAAGAUCAGGCCGAGCAAGGACCAAAUUAACGUCAAAGAUUGUUGCGUGGUACCCAAAACGUUGAUUAUGUAUGCGAAGCAGGAAAGUAUUGAGUUGCUAACCCACAACGACUGUACAGAUAUCCUACCUUCUGGAACAAUACGUGAACUCCUUGGACCCCGGAAUCAAGGUGCUGGUGUGCUGGCGGCAACGGCCGAUGCAGACGAUGGAGGACUCAAAGGAGAUAUCGCGCCACAGUGGGUCAUCAAGUAUACUGCUGUGGUGGAAGAUCGUGGUGUGAUCGAGAACAAAGGUUACUUUGCCAUGGCCCAGGUUGGGUCGUGUAUUGGAGAGGAGUCGUAA
Molecule: messenger RNA, 954 nt
Organism: Endocarpon pusillum Z07020
Lineage: Eukaryota; Fungi; Ascomycota; Eurotiomycetes; Verrucariales; Verrucariaceae
Exons: 1
Coding region: 1-954 (317 amino acids)
Biological process (GO): glutathione biosynthetic process
Cellular component (GO): glutamate-cysteine ligase complex
Molecular function (GO): enzyme regulator activity; glutamate-cysteine ligase catalytic subunit binding
Source: RefSeq, a predicted model, not a curated record